Messenger RNA from Erpetoichthys calabaricus (reedfish), 386 nucleotides. RefSeq names its product MIEF1 upstream open reading frame protein-like. The transcript has 2 exons. The record is from RefSeq and is a predicted model, not a curated record. Lineage: Eukaryota; Metazoa; Chordata; Cladistia; Polypteriformes; Polypteridae. The coding region runs from base 167 to 379 and encodes 70 amino acids.
ACUUCCUGUUUGUCCUGUUGACCCAGAAGUGUUCCAUCUCUGCCAAGGCGGCCAUACCUAUUUCAUGGUGGUGACCCUAGGGGUACAGGUAAAGAAUCCGUUGGCUGGUGGUUGAUGGCUCUUUAUGGUGUUACAUCUGCCCUAGGCUGCAAUCUUCCUCUACCUGAUGGGUGGCUGGUCACGAUCAUCUGUUUUGGGGCUAUAUCGAGCUCUCCUGAGGGCAGGACACCACCUUCAGUACACUGACAGAGAUUAUUACCGCUCUGUUGUCGCACGCGAGUUUCGCCGCAGUAAGAACUUGUCCUCUCUGGAGGACAAGGAGAGAGCUUUUCAGAAGGGACUGUUCUUCUUAAACACCAAGCUAGGUGGACUUGUUUAGGUCAACA